AUGGGGCAAAUAACAGUCGAGCCGUCUGCCAAGAGCAACAGCCCACGCACCUCCCAGAAUCUGCUAACCUCACGGAGAAGAACCAAUUUUCAUGGCGCCAUCGGUGCGCUCCGUCGUCAGAGCUCGCUUGCUCCUGCCGUCCAACCCCUCCGCGAGUUACGCCGAGUACACCUGCCGCGUUGCAUUCCAGGCCCACUCGCGUCGCGAUGGUGUGUGAGACGCGUACAUUGCAUCUGGACGUCAGGUGUAUCACUGUCAGAUGCCAAUAGGCCAGGAGAAUCUGUUGCAACAGAGCAAGGCGCAGGUGCUUCUGCUGCACCCUGUCGAGGACGUCACUCCAACGCCCGUCCCUUCUCUCCUCCUCACAGCGGCCGUUCAGAGCCUUGCAUCCGCCGCCCUCGGAGAUACCGGAGAGCGAGCAUCCGCCACGCUCCUUUCCUCCGUGACUCACUCGGUCGAACCAUCGUUUCCACCUUCUCCUCCUCAUCUGUGACUCCCGACUCCCUCUGCCACCUCGCCCCUUCCCCCUGCUGCAUCACUGAGCCGGGCCCGUGCUGCACUGCCAUCUCCGUCACAGGGCCCUCCACCUUUCGGGUGGCCAGAAACUACACCCAGAAUGUGAAGGACGUUCGGAAAACAACUUUGAUUUGGGGUGUGACUGAUUCCUGA
Closterium sp. Yama58-4 is the source of this 669-nucleotide messenger RNA. The record is from the annotation of a GenBank genome assembly. Lineage: Eukaryota; Viridiplantae; Streptophyta; Zygnematophyceae; Desmidiales; Closteriaceae.